Molecule: messenger RNA, 462 nt
Organism: Drosophila novamexicana
Lineage: Eukaryota; Metazoa; Arthropoda; Insecta; Diptera; Drosophilidae
Gene: BomT1
Exons: 2
Coding region: 76-300 (74 amino acids)
Source: RefSeq, a predicted model, not a curated record
UAGCUGCUGGCUAGCUAUAAAAGCUGUCGAGAUCUUUGCGAACUUGUGCAGUCUUCAAGUAUUCAAGUAUUCAGCAUGAAGUGGUUCUCGUUGUGCAUUCUGCUGCUGGCAUUUCUGGCCCUGAAUGCAGCGGCGCCCGCCGGUCAGAUACGCGUGCGCACCUCCUCGACCAGACACGUGCGUGUGCGCAACGGCAACAUCAAGUGGAACGGCGAUUGCCACAAUUGCGAUAUACGCACCACCAAAGACACGGCUCAGGUGACCAGCACCAGAAAUCGGCAAUGGACUAAGAAAUUCUAAAAGAAAAACCUUAUGUUGAAGUAGUUAUAAAUAUGUAGUUGUAAAUAGUUUUAAUAUUUAUUUUAAUGAACUAAUCAAAAAGUAAAUGAGUUAAUUUUGAAAAGCUCAUCAAAUAAAGAAUAUUCAAAUAAGUCUAUGACGUGGAGUUACGGAGACCUGAUG